Molecule: messenger RNA, 386 nt
Organism: Psammomys obesus (fat sand rat)
Lineage: Eukaryota; Metazoa; Chordata; Mammalia; Rodentia; Muridae
Product: histone H2B type 1-A
Exons: 1
Coding region: 1-384 (127 amino acids)
Cellular component (GO): nucleosome
Molecular function (GO): structural constituent of chromatin; protein heterodimerization activity; DNA binding
Source: RefSeq, a predicted model, not a curated record
AUGCCAGAGGUGUCGGCAAAGGGCGCUACCAUUUCCAAGAAGGGCUUCAAGAAGGCCGUUACCAAGACCCAGAAAAAGGAGGGCCGGAAACGGAAGAAAUGCCGCAAGGAGAGCUACUCCAUCUACAUCUACAAGGUGCUGAAGCAGGUGCACCCCGACACGGGCAUCUCCUCUAAGGCCAUGAGCAUCAUGAACUCCUUUGUGACCGACAUCUUCGAGCGCAUCGCGGGCGAGGCGUCGCGCCUGGCGCACUACAACAAGCGCUCGACCAUCACGUCGCGGGAGAUCCAGACGGCCGUGCGCCUGCUGCUGCCCGGGGAGCUGGCCAAGCACGCCGUGUCCGAGGGCACCAAGGCCGUCACCAAGUACACCAGCUCCAAGUGAGC